Molecule: messenger RNA, 1913 nt
Organism: Mauremys reevesii (Reeves's turtle)
Lineage: Eukaryota; Metazoa; Chordata; Testudines; Geoemydidae
Gene: COMTD1
Product: catechol-O-methyltransferase domain containing 1
Exons: 7
Coding region: 1-783 (260 amino acids)
Molecular function (GO): S-adenosylmethionine-dependent methyltransferase activity; O-methyltransferase activity
Source: RefSeq, a predicted model, not a curated record
AUGCCCUUUUUCAGUAUAACUAAAGAAAUGGCCAUUGGGACCGCAGUCCUAGGGGUUGCUUUUGCUACUGGAGUCUUAGCAGGUAAAAAAUAUCCAUUUUUAGCUUUUGGAAUUCCCCGAUCACCCAAGACUCUACUUGGAAAAGGGAGCCCACUAUGGCAAUACAUAUUGGAUCACUCUCUGCGGGAGCAUCCAGUCCUAAAGAAGCUGCGACUGCUCACCUUGGACCAUCCCUGGAGUAGAAUGAUGGUGUCUUGUGACCAAGCUCAGCUUAUGGCAAACUUGGCCAAACUCAUCAAAGCCAAGAAAGCUAUUGAAAUAGGUGUUUUUACAGGCUAUAAUACCUUAAACAUGGCACUAGUCUUGCCAGAUGAUGGCAAAGUCGUUGCCUGCGAUAUAAAUGAAGAUUACGUCAGUAUUGGAAAGCCACUGUGGAAAGAGGCAGGAGUGGAGCAUAAAAUAGACUUGCGGAUUAAACCAGCAAUUCAAACACUUGAUGAACUACUGGCAGACGGUGAAGCUGGGACCUAUGACUUUGCUUUCAUAGAUGCAGAUAAACAGAGUUACAAUGAGUACUAUGAAAAAUGUUUACGUCUCAUAAGGAAAGGGGGAAUCAUAGCUAUUGAUAACGUUUUAUGGCACGGGAAAGUAUUGAAGCCAAGCAAGAAUGAUAUGGAAACCCAAAGCCUCCACCACCUCAAUGAGAAGAUCUUACGAGAUGUACGAGUCAAUAUCAGCAUGCUCCCAAUGGGGGAUGGAGUGACACUAGCAUUCAAGCUAUAGUGGGAGAAAAAUGCUGAGCAAUGACAGGGAGACAGAGAAGAAACAAUUCAUCAGGCAAAACUAAGGUGGAACAUGAGUAGCAUCUGUGAACCUGUGUCUCAGCUGAAUAGCAUAAAGCUGGGAAAACAGCCCUUGAAAUGACCAGAAAAACUACAGGUAUCUAAAUACAAUGGUAGAAAAAAGAUUUAUAUUAAAAUUUAGUAUAAUUUUAUAUCACAAUAAAAAGGAAAAACCCACAGUAAGUUGUCUUUGUAAGAGAUAGUGAUAGAGGGAAGGAAUCUCCUUAACGACUCACUCCUUCAAGACACUGAAUGACUUUUUUAUUAUUUGUAUUAUGAGAUACAGACAUUCCCCAUUGUAAAGAGCUUACAUUUACACACGCAACACAGAUAAAGGGUGAGCACUGAAGCACUGAAAGAUUAAGUGAUUUAUCCAAGAUCCCAUAGGGAAUCUGUAGCACUGCCAGGAAUGGAGCCCUGACGGCUCCAGGCCCAGUUCAGCGUGUUAACCAAAAGACCAUCUUUCCUUGGCUUUCACUGCCUUGAAGGGGAUUUAACAGUGCUCACCAUCUCUUAGGAGUGGUCCUGUAAAUCACUCUAGAAACGAAGCCACAAAGCAGCAUGAGUAACCAGGAGAGGAAAGCAGCUGUAACCCAGCACAAUGAAACCUAUGCGCCACUGACAGAAGGGCAAAAGGGUCAUGCUGGCAACAAAGCUGAGAAUGGGAGGUAGCAUAACGGUAGCAUUGCCAGGAGACUGGUGAGAUCGGAGGACACAUACUCGGGUUAGAUGAUUGCCACUCUACAGUUGUGUUAGUGUUGCUGCUUUAAUCCAUGCAGAGGACAUAGCAAAAUGUGUGCUGCUGUUCCUCGUUAUCUUACUUACCGAACAAGCGGUGGGGAUGUAGUGGGUAGUCUGCCAGUGACAUUUAAGGUCAUGAAGACUUAAGAAAACAAGAGAUGGGCCCUGUGUAAUCAGGCUGUGAGCUCCCUGUAAGAUCAAUUUCUCAAACAGCAGGGAGCCUGUAGCAUUGCUGUUCAUGCCCAGUAUUUGGUAUAGUAUCUCCUCAUACACUGCAGUUGUCACCAACCAAUCGAUCACCAUCUCCGACAGCGCAGCAGGGCUGCCACU